GUUAAAAAAAGGAGGAGCGAGCAUGAAGUCUGUCCGUUUUCGGGGGGGACUCGUCUUGCUCCGUUUGAAAGAGGCGAGCACGACACAGCAGCGCUCGUGAUAGCACGUCGUCGGCUGAGCGGCACUGUGGGUGUGUUUUAUUAGCUGCUCGCGUGAACUGCAGGUAGCGGAGCGCCUGAGCGACACGGAGCCGGCGGAGCGUCUCCUCUCUCUCCUCUCCGAGGUAAAGACGUGUCCGUCUCCGUCUGUGUGUGGAAAUGAGUCUGAACCUGUGAGGAAUAACCUGAGCAGCUCGAGGCGGAGGGAGUCGAGUCGUGCUCAGCCCCACAGGUUUGACACAGGUCUGAGAGGCGAGUGAGAGGUAGGACAAACGCUGCUCUCUCUUAUCAGCGGGAAACACUGUGAGGAGACAAACGGACAGGAGCCAGGUGUCAGCUACGCGAGGGGAACUGGCCGUUUGUGCUCUGUGGCGAUGCGCAGGCUGGAUUCGUGUGAGAAUGAUACCGCUAAACUGACAUAUUCCACACCUUGAGCCUUUUUAAUAUCGAAACGAAGCCUUAGCAACAACUUCCCGCGUACCUGACACUUCCAACGGCCGUUAUCCUCACGUGAGAGGAGGGAAUGAUAGUUUACAGCGGGGAGCGCUCCUCAUUGGCCGCGCUCAUUAACAUCAAGUUUACCAUAGAACUCCAUUCAUCACAGCAGUCUGUCUGUAGAACUACAUCUUCGUGGGCCGUGAAUGAGAGCUGGCUGUUUUGUUUUCUUCUGAGGUCCAUUUGUGUGGUUUUAUGUACCAAAAAAAAUGGCUUAAUUUUACAUAACCAUUUUCAGCCUCUCUCGUUCCUCUUAGAAUUGAACCAGCUUUUUGUUACUUUGCCUUCAUGACUGAUAUAUGUAAAUGAGCUCUGUUCUGAUUGGCUGUCUUAUAUUGCGUCUCAUUUAAAAAGCAGUCCAGGCUGAAAUACCCUUUAUAACCCCAGUGUGAGUGGGCGGAGCUAAACUGCUGUUGGCUGAAUAGACAUAUGCAUCUGUUGGCAUUACGAAAAUAUUGAAUUCAAAACAGGCUAUUUUUGCAGCUUAGUCUCCAUAUAUUGACUGGGAAGUAAAUGGUACAUUAAGAAACUUUACAGUGUUUUACAUACUACACCAAAUCCUUUCAUAAAAAAAAAAACAUGUAAAUUCUGUUUUCCUGAUAUGGGCCAUUUAAUUAUUUUAUUUGUUUUUCUUUUUAUUAUAUAUAAGGAAAUUGAUACCUUAGUUGUAACUGAAACGUUAAUAGGUUAAACUAUUACUGUUACUAACACAUGACACUAUAGGUGAGCAAUAUGACAAUUUUUGUUGUUCUAAUAAAUUUAUUAUAAUUUUUAUGAUAAACAGUACUGAUGCUGUCAGGAAUGCUCAAUGUUCAGGUAUCAAAUGCAAAAUCAACAUUAUACAGAUAUUAUACAUAUAAAGAUAUGAUGACAGUAGAUAAUUCACUCACAUCCUUGAAAGACACGUCUUUCACAAAGUUUUGAGUUCUCUUUGAAUUAUCUUUAAAUGCACUCGCAAUCAUCUGAUUCAUCUUCUAUGUGCGAUUACACAUUUACACCGAGAGGUCUCCAAAUCCCCAAAACUUACACAGUGUAGCUUUAAAGAGCACUGCCCAGCUGCAUGCUUCAUUAAAAGAGAGCCCAGAGAUUACGAUGGCAGCUUUUAAAUGUGGCAGUGCUAGUGGAUUGUGUAUUUGUUUCAAAAUAUUGUGAGCUGUAUCAUGUAAUGUGAAAUUCUCAAGUAUUGUUAUAUUUUUGCCAUAUUGCCCAACCCUUCACAACAUUGUUCACUCUAUAAAAUUCCUACAGGACUGAGAGGUCAAAAGAAGGUUACAUUUUUGCAACAGAUAAGUAAAAAGUGAUGACAGCUUUCCAUUCCAUUGUAUCGUCAGCAGCAAAGCAUCUAAGACUUGCUGGAUACUGCUCCAAACUCCUGAAAACGCCAACCAAAUAAUGACACUUAGAGCCAAUAACCUACUAAAAUGAUAUGAAGCAGCAGUGGUAUUACGUAGAACAGAGAUGUAAAAUGAUGGUGUGGUUGCUGGACAGAAAAUGUCCUGAGAAGCGUUUAUGGAUUAUAGAGCAACUGUGGUGAGUCAGAGACGCCGAUGAGAAAACGAUAAACAAAGCAAGGCAUUGAUGUAAUCUGUAUCCUCAAGGUCAUCAAGAGGGGAGUCUGAAAUAGUCUAAGAUAGAAUUAUUGUGUUGUGCAGGCAGCAGAAGCCAUGACUUGAUUAGAGAGACAGCAAACGUGUGCUGAAGAGAGAUGGUUGCGUAACUGGACUUAAUGGGAGGCAGUAAUGGCAUUGGUUUGUAGGAGGGAAGCAGGGGAAUUGGCAUGUUUAGAGGUAUCAUUAACAGCCGAAGAGGCGGCAUGCUGAAAGUCACCAUCACGUUUGAGCGGUCAAGUCAUAAAUUGCAUUGCUGAAUGAGAACUCAUGCUGUUGACACCAUUUUCUAAUGCUGCUAUACAGAAGGCCACAGGUUUUUUUUUUUAGAAGAGCAGUGUGUGCUUUUCACUCUGCAAUGUGUGAAAUUGAUACUCACCCCCUAAAGUCAUUGUGGGGGCUGUGCUUGAACAGCUGAGAUCAAUUAUGAAAGGGGCCGUUGUGUUUCAUAUAUUACGGCCAGUGUUUUGAAAAUAUGACAAGUUCAUAAGUGAUGAUGAUCGCCCCCCUUCCUAUGUCCUUUCUUUUUGUUGAGCAGCAUGUGGGCUGGUGUCCUCUGGAGAUCUGAAGAGCCCUGAUCCGCUCCACCGAGGGGUCGUCCGGCAGGAGGAGACCCUAGCUCUGCAAGAAUUGGCAUUCCCUUAGUUGGAGCAGCUGUUGAGAAAAGUGCAUCUGUGGAAAUCCAACUUUCUUUCUUGGAGAGGACCUGUCGCAACCCCUUAGGAGGUGCUUUGUUACCUCGAAGUUUGCAGCACACUUCCGCACCCUGCAGUUUGAGGAAAUGCACUUCCUGGGACGAGCUUUUCCACAGGAAGAUCUUAGUCCUGAAAAAAAUGUUCUCAACUGACUCUCAGAUUUAUUUGAUUUUCUCCUGAAAUAUGACUUUGGGGCAUGCCGUUCUGAGACUUAAUGACUGAACUCUGUAAGAUUACAGCAAUACGACAAAAGCAUUCACAACUUUCUGUCUUCUCAGUUGGACUGUGGAGGGCCAGAGCUUUAUCAAAGACCUAGUCAUGGUGAUGUCACAGGGCACGUAUACUUUCCUGGCGUGCUUCGCCGGAUUCUGGCUGGUCUGGGCUCUUAUUGUAAUGGUGUGCUGCUUCUGCAGCUUUGUGCAACGUAAGCUGAAGCGCCAGCGUGAGGAGAGGCUGCGGGAGCAGUGUCUCAGGGCCCUCGAGAUGGAGCCUCUGGAGUGUACGGCAGCAGCAUACCCUGCUAGAGAGACCCCUCAGUUCUGCCCGCCUCCUCAAAUGAUGUCUCCACCAGUGCCAGUCUCCCACACCAUCCAUCAGGGGAACUGGACCACACCACAAGUUCCUGCUGUCCCUGUUGACAACGACAUCUGUGGGAAACCCCCUUGCUAUGAGGAAGCAGUUCUAAUGGAGGAUCCUCCACCCCCUUACAGUGAAGUUCUUGCUGAUCCCAGAGGAGGAACAUACACUAAACCUGCACCACGUUCUUCCAGAGAGCACCAGGAGUCAGAAACCCGAAAGAUGGCGCCACCCAUGACGGUGUUCCCCGAACGUGGCUACUCCUCGCUCAUCCGUCUGCCCACCGCCAGGCGCUGGGAUUCCCUAGGACACCUGCUGUCCACCAUGGACCUCAACCACAACAACCUGCCGGCAGAACCCCAGGCCUCGGCCAUCGCCACCAUGCCCCGCGAGGGCCGGACUCACACAGACCUGGGCCUGCGGAGCCUCAGGGGUUUGGAUCACAAUUACGGACUGCCCACUGCCUUCCCCCUUCUUGGCCGAAGUACGGCGGUGUGAAGCUCUGAACGUUUGGACCACUGUGGAGCACUUUCUGAGGCUAAUGCUGAUAAUGGUGAGUCAUUCCUGCUGUUCAGGAGACUCCAGCUAUUGAUCUGAUGACAUUUUCUCUCUUUUUUGGGAGCUGGGAGGCGAGAAGAGCUUAUCGGAAGACUCAAAGGACCAUUCCACUUUUCCCCCUCAAUCUUGUAUCUGUAUGAGAAGAUUAUACAACAGAUGUAUCUCUCUCUAGCUCUCGAUCUCUUGCUCCUCCUCUCUCUCCUGUGCUCUGUGGCAUCCCUGCCUGAUGCAGAGCAGCAGCUAUUAUGUGAGUGUUGUUGCCAUGGCUCCCGGGAGCUGUCUGCAGCCCACCAACGCCUAGCCCCUUGCGGCCUCCUCUCUUCCUCUCUUUUCUUCUCGUCAGCCUCAGACUGAUAUUAUAUGAAUGGCAUUUGAAAUCCUGUCUUUGUAAACUAGGUCUAGCACAGGGCCACAACAUAGCAAAAUGUCCAUGGUCUGUACUGUAGCCAUAUCAUAGCCUGGGUGCCAGAUUUGCCAGUAUGGUGGCGUAUACCUUUCGGUUUACAGUCGCUAACCAUUCUACUCAAUGUUUGCAAUCUUUCACUGUCUGGUUAAUACUUGGUGAAGAGACCCCUCACUCUUGAACCUUAUGGCUUUUGUAUGUGGUAUAUUAAGAUACAUGGUGGAUGUCGUAGGUCACUGUGACUUUUUAGGACUGUAAUUGGUCCACUUCAUCAUAGUCAGAUUCAAGGGUGUCAAGUUGAAGUCCUUUUCGGAGAUGAGUGUUUUCCCUCUUCUAACACAGGGCUCCUCAACUUUAGUCCUGGGGACCUACUGCCCUUAAAAUUUUUUUCCUGCCUAAACCAGUGUUAAUCCCAUCAAUGAAAAUGCUGAUGGCUUUUUUAUUUUUGUCAUUAACAACAAGACAAAAAAUCCACUCAUUGCUGAUUGCAGUGUCAGCUAAUUGCUUAAACAAUACUAGCUGUUUUGAUUUGAUUGAUAUUUCAAACCUAUAUGUGAUGACAUUUAUUGCUUGCUGAAAGAGCAGAACAUUUAGACAUCAGUGGGCUACUGUGCUGUAAUACAUUGUCUUCAUUUUACUUCGCUUAUAACGUUUUUUGUAGAGUUACAUCUCUCCAUAAUGCUAAUACAGGUGGAUGCAGACAUUUUAUAAGUGCUUGUGUAUCAGUGUUGGCUAAUAUAUACGUGAAAAAUACUGGUUAUCAGCAAUAACCCAUAACUCUGAAUCAAGCUCAACUUUUAGCUGUUAGCCUUGUGUUCAGGUCACAAAAAAAAACUACAAACAUGGCAGAUUUGUAUUGGAUUAAAAUGAUGGUUCCUGUCAGUAAUCACUCAAAUUACAGCACCUCCCCAGGUAAAACUCCAGCUCAAAUAGAGCUUUAGUAAAUUGUAGUUUUACAAUGACUUCAGUCAACUGAACCCAAAGCCUGUUAGCCUGUUAGCUGGCUGGCUGAUACAGUAAGCGUAGCUGCUACCCUAUUCCUCUAACUGUUAGCUAAAUUAACAAGACAUGAAGAAAUGAACACUGGCCCCACCACACCUGAUUCCACUUAUAAAGGGCUUGAUAAUUACCAGGUGUGUUGUGCCAGGGAACACUUGAAACUACACAGGGCAGUGGGUCCUCAGCAUUGGAGUUGAACCAUUGUUCUUGCACACCAAAUUCAACAUUCCACAGGCUUUGCUAAUUAGCUGAAGAGUUGAAUAUGUUGUGUUAAAUGAGAUACAGCGCUAAACUGCAGUGCUGUGGGCCUCCAGGACUAGAAUCUGACACCUCUGCUGUAAUUCAGUCUAUUCAGCUCCCAGUUUAAUUUUCAUUAUCAUGUAAGGAACAGGCACCUCGGAUAUGAUGGUUUCUGACUGUAAAGCAGCAGGUAAGCAAACAUGCUGGCACAGUUUGACUCCCGGACUAGCUACAUCAUGCUGCUCAAUUGUACAAAAUGUACUUUAUAAACUGUGAAAUGUCACCUUGCUGCUUUGUCAAGGUAAACGUAAUGAAAUACAGAAUUCUGCACAAGUUUUUUUUCCUCUCCCUGGAAGGAUCUGGAACUUUUUUGAAGUAAGGCUUUCUCCAGAGUAAUUGCCUGCUCUACAAGAAGAUGUUCUGAAACUGCCUGGUAAUUACAAUUUGAUAACCGUCUGGUGUCUUCAUUUGCUUGGAAUGUCUCCCACAGCUUUUAAUUCAUUACUCAAUGCGGGUACAGGGGGAGACAGUAAUGUUUUUUCAGUCAUUUUUUCCAUAUUUUUUUUUUGUCAGUGAAUACCAGUAUCUCCCUCUGAAGAAUUUCUCAGUCUGUUUGAAAACUUUUAUAAUGAUGCAAUUUUUCAUCUCCCUUAAUUUCCCCGACAGACUGAUAAGUCCAUUAGUGAGCCUCUCUUAAAUAAUGUGAAUUAAAAUUCAUGGGCAUUUCUUUUUCAACAUGGCAUGUUUUUAUGAAAAAUGACUGGCAUAAGCUGCAUUGAGACUGAACUUUGCUGCCUACAAUUAAUUUUACCAUUUUCAUUUGCAGUGAACGAGGUUUUCAUGCUACAUUAUUAUAUCGUUGCUGUUACAUCAAAAGUCCAUAACUACUUUUUUUUCUCAUUUAUUUCUUUACACCAUUUCAAAACACCAGCUGCCCUUUACAUUGUAUGAAGAUAUCAUGAUAUAAAUGGUCAAAGAUUUCUUGGAAUAAAAUCUUUAGGGCUGGGAUCACUUACCGCUUCAUAGAUAAUUACUAAUAACAGCCAGGAAGUUUUAAGUAGAAUUUAUCAGGUUUUCUUUUGCAUUUUAUAUGCAUUAGCGUUAUGUUCCACUAUCCAAACCCCAGUCCUGGUUUUACUUCAUUUUUACACACAGCACUCAGGGCUUGCCCGAUUGCAACACUGGCAUGCUACUACGCAAACAUCUUAAGAAGUAGCAUUUUUAUUCUUAUUUAAAGUUUAAUGUAUAUUUACCAUCAGGUCUUUCCACAACUAGUCAAAUAUUAUGGAUGAAAAUAGUGCAAGCAGUGUUUAAAGCACUGAAGCCUGAACACCCUUUUUUAAAUUAAAAACAACAUAGGAAGAAGACAAAAAAAGAAUCCAUUCAGUAAUAAAGUUGGCACUUUUCUUUUGGCCAGUGGAAAGACGCACCAAAGACACAGAAACUGGGUAACAGCCCAUUCUGCUAAAACAAAGUUCCCAAUUUAUUGAUUUUGCAAAACUGCUUAUCGUCCCAGCCCUAAAAAUCUUCUUAAGAAGAUUAUUGACCAAUUCAGAGAUCUGAGGUUUUGUUACAAUAUACUUUUUUGCAAAGGAUAUGUGCUGAAAUACUGCUUCCCAGUUCCCCUGUUAGUCAUCACAGCAGUGGAUGUAGUUCAGGGGCUGUUUGGUCUCCUUUUCAAAUGGUGCUCCACUGUCCUGGUAGCAAAACAUGAUUUGGUAAUGCAGCCCACAUUUCUUCAGCGUAGUGAUUGCUGCAUUGUGGAGAGAUUUCAUUUUGUCACAACCGUCUUUUAUUGCCAUCGUUUCCCAUCAUGUCUCCCUGCCCUCGAAUGACUCUACCUCACUCAUCCUAAUGGCUGUCUUUGUUAACAUCUCAGCAUAUGAAUGUUGCUUUCAUGUGUCCAAUAGGCACUUUCGAAUGACAUUUGAUUAGUAUAGGCUCCUUUUUGGAGGCCUGAUCUAAAUAACAAACAGCAGUGAGUGGGGUAAUUAAGCAGAGCACAUUUAACAAGAUGCCUUUAUGGCUGAACUGCUAGAACACAAUGAUCUUUUACUAAAGCGGAGGGAGGGAUGCGAAAACUUAUUUCUAGUAUUGUGAUUUUAAUGCUCCUGCUGCAUGUAUUUAUUUGAAGAGGAUGAGCUGGAAGGUCUCCCUCCUUGUCACAGCUUGCACAGACAAUUAUGUAAUCUAAAACCAGUGAAAUUGCAUAACAAAAAAGUGACUUGUUUUUUUUUCUAAUUCUAGCUUGGGAAGGAAAGUGAGAUGUCUGGUUGUUUUUGGGUUGACCAAUCUCAAAAGUUGCAUCCACAUUCAAAGACAACAGCCCUGAACUGAUAAAAAGGAGAACACUGAGUACCCAGAUCUGAAAGAUUUGGUCCUGACAAGCAAGGCUACAGUACGUUUCAGUAUUCAUAGCCAAUGUUCAGUAGCCUAUUUAGGAGAUACUGUGUAUAUACAUUCAGAGAAGACAUAUAUAUAUUUUUCUAGCUUAGAUAAUAAAAGGCUCAAGGACAAUCAACAGAAUCAGCUCUUAAGGGCACCUCGAUGCGAGUCAGUACAAACAGCGGUGUCCAAAUGAACUCAAACAGAUCAUUAGAAUGACUGAAGGUGAAGUGGGAAUUACAACAGUGCGUAUUCUUGUCCCACGCUGGUUUUUAAUCUUUUAUUUUUGAAUGUAGUCCGCUUCUAUUAUACUGUGCUUCUAUUUUCGCUGCCGUUUUGAAAUAGUUUGGUCUGCUUUUGGUCUGAGAGAGAGAGCGAGAGAGAGAGAGAGAGAGAGAGAGCGAGAGAGAGAGAGAGGAGGAGAGGCAAAAGGCAGAGGUGUAAAGUGUCGUUCCUCUGCCAGCGUGUUGCUAAGCGACCAAAACAGAGCGCGCUGAGUCUGUUUACAUAGAAUAAUAAAAGUGAACAGCAUCUAUCCAUCCGUCCAUCCAUCCAUCCAUUCAUCCAUCCAUUAAUCUCACGGCCCUUUCGUGUUCACCCUAAGUGGAUUGUGUGCCACAAAUAAAUGAACGAGAUGUGCUCCGAAGGGGCCUCUCAUCGCUUUGCCACCCCUUCACUGUUAUUUUUAGUAUAAACUUCCUUUGUCGCUGGGGACACCCUUCUCUUUUGUUCUGUCAAUCAUAAAAUGGUUUAUUGAGGUUUUAUGCCAUCCAUAGUUUAUUUUAGAAGUCUAAGCAUGCUGGGUAUUUAUAGUCUGUUUUAGGGCAUUUUUCCACUGCACUGUGCUUUUUCCGUUGUAUCGACGGUUCCAGUUAAAGAGUGGUAGCGGUUACAAACAGGAUCUAAUGGUACUUGAGGGCAUUCACCUGUCGUUGGUAACACUUGUACCCAACAACAUAUAGCUAGUGGACUUCUUUCCUAUUCCAGAUAAGAAUAAAGUCACCAAGCUCUAUUAUGUGACCCAUACGAGCACCAAAACACAAACUAGAAUGGUAUCUUGGAUCCUUUGCUAUUUAUUGAAUUAUUUCUUUGAAAGGGUUUGCUCAGGUGAGCUAGUUAGGAGUAGUAUUUUGUUAGCCUUAACAGAAUGAGUGUUUUUGCUCACACUUAGCAGAGAAAAAUAUAAAGUUUGCUCGACUAUAUACUGUCUGGAAUGUUCCAGCUGUCUCUCAAGAAAGCUGAAAAAAAUAAAUAGAACUGCAAGGUCUGUUGGUUCCCCUUUACAUCAGUUCUUGUUUUUGAGUUCAGUGGAAAAACGCCCUUAGAGUGGGUUGCACCAGCAAAGAUGCAGAAAAACAGAGUUUAGAGAUAAUGAAACAUUUGUCAGUCCAGGAUUUAUUUUAAAAUGUGUUACAUUUGUGUUACAUUUUACUUAAUAUUAAACAUGGAUUAAUAAAUUUGCUGUUAAAGCCUUAAUCUGCUGUUUAUUUUGAUUGCCUGAAUGACAGUUUAAAUGUAACCCUGAUUACUUUCUUCAAACUAGGUUUGAAGUUCAGCACAACUGGAUUAAUGGAUAAACCUUGAUUUAAUCCAAGUUUAAGCUUAACCAUUAUUUGGUGCUACCCACCGUUACAGUGAAAGUGCAGCUAAGGAUGUUAAAGAAACGGUUUGACAAAAAAUCUAAUUCACACAAUUUCCCCCGUAGCUCAGGGGAAAACAUGCCAAGACAUGUUUGGUGUAUGCUUCAUUUUGGACUGAAGGAAAAAUAAGUGGAUAGAAGUAGAGACAAAAUUCAGGCUUCAAGAUGGCUGCUACUGUUUUUAUCUACGCAACUUUUGUGCAUUUUUGGAGAUAAAAGUAUUGAAUACAGUGUCAGAAAUGACAUAAACAAGAGAUUAUUGAAGAACUCGCCAUGGAUUAUUGAAGGUGUGUGAUGACUUAGGCGUGCUGUUAGCACAGUGCUAACUAAGGGUGUAUAAACAUAUGCUAGCUACAUUAACACAAACCUCACACUUUUGGUGCAAAACAAGAAACACACUUCAUUUGGGGGUGAGGGAAACUUGUGUAAUUUAAUUUUUUUUCCAAACUCCUUUAAAUGAAUCACUUGUAAGUUUACAGGCCAGCCAUUUUCCUUUCUUUCACAUGACCUGCGAAUGGCAAAUUGUGAAUGUACGCCAUGCAAUGUUUACAUAGCUUGCAGUGUGUGCUUGAUUUGUGUGUAAACACAUGAUUUGCCAGAGCUCUGUGCUAAUUCAUAGCUGCUAUGUAUUGAUACCAUGUCUUUAUGUAAGAAACCUUUUUUUUCUAGAAGCAUACAUUUGAUUAUACAUCGACUGGACUGACGUAAGACAGUGGAAUCUGCCUCUAUUGAAAAUAAAACUGAAGAUAAAAUAAGAAGAAGGAUAAAAAAGUUAUUUGGACCAGUGAACUAACUGGAGGGUUUUUGAAAUCUUUUAUUAACAUACAGAAGCACAGCAUGUCACAAAAGAUCUUGUGCUUGUUUCAAAAACAGCAAGUGAGAAGCGGACGGAAAAAGGGAAGAGAUAGAAAAAAAAUAAUAAAAAAGAGAGAGAAACUUCAGGAGUUGCUAAGCCUUGCUUCAGGGACAAAGGGGAAAUUGUAGUAGUAUAGUACUAGUAAUAGUAGCAAUAGUAGUGGUAGUAGUAGUCUCCUAGUAGUGUGAGAGGGAGAAAGAGCAUAAGAAUCACUACCAAGGAGGUCGGAGGGUGAAGAUUACAUUAAAAUCAUGUCAAAAGGGCCUCGGUUACUGUUAAAGAUGCGGGUUGGCUCCCCUUAGCAGUCCACUUUUUUGAAAACAUCCCGUCUUAAGAAACCCCGUCCAGUCCUAUGCCAGUAUUUGUUUUACAGGCCGCAAUCACAUACAUGUUAAUCACUGUAGCACUGUACUGACAGUACUAACAUUAGAAUUAGACCUAUUUACAAAACAAUACUACAUUGGUUUAGUAUUAUUGCUUGCUUAUUUCACUCAGAACAUUUGCAAAGAAAAAAAAGUUUUCUAAACAUAAAACCGAGGCCUAGGAUCUCAGUACCAUGGAACAAGGGUUGAAAAUACAACGAUACGGAAGACUGUUUACAGUCAAAGCUAUGAAAGAGCUUUAAUUUUAACAUAAAGAACAAGCAGUCCAAAUCAGAUACAUGAUACGUUUACCAGCAAAAGGUUCCAUGUGGAAAUUACUUGAGCUUGUGUUCAUCCAUGUCAGGUUGUGGUUUGGAUUAAAGGAAUGUUCUCUAUUUGCUAACCUGUUUGCUGCAUAUGUAUUGUAUUGUUGAUUACCUUGGACAAUAAUUUUGACACUUUGACCUAAGGUAUUCUGGUAUCCAUGCACGAUCCGAAUGGGGUCUGUGAAAGCCCCCCCUUGCAUAACUAUGCAGGUUUUACCGCAAAGUCUUCCCUCUGGAAAAAAAUGAAUUGUACUGAUUUACAACCA
Messenger RNA from Colossoma macropomum (tambaqui), 11505 nucleotides. Its product is annotated as proline-rich protein 7. Lineage: Eukaryota; Metazoa; Chordata; Actinopteri; Characiformes; Serrasalmidae. Bases 3214 to 3969 code for a protein of 251 amino acids. The record is from RefSeq and is a predicted model, not a curated record. The transcript has 2 exons.